UAGAAUGUAACGAAAUUUGAAUGGAUAUGGCAUUUGUACUUAUAUUUGUUCGAGUACAUCUAUAUCGGCUUUGAUUUUAAUCAUUUUUAAUCUUUUCAUGUUUCCUGUAUGGAAUUCUUAAAUGACUUCAAAAAUUAUCAUUUAUUGUGUUUUGUGUUCAAAAAUUUUUCAAGCUAACGAUAAUUUGUAGGCGGGCGUUUAUAAUUAUACACAGUUUAAUUUCCAGUCAGUUUUUUCAUUUUGAUUGAUCAUGGCCCCUCAAGUUCCAAAAAUGUCGUUGGUGGCUCAGUAUGACGAUUUAUGUCGAUAUACUAAUAUUUUGACUAAAGGAUGUGAAGAAGAGUUCAAGAUUUUUGUUGAAAGUCAACAUGCCUGCAUGCGUAAAUGGAAGGAAGCUGAGAAAGAAAUCCAGACUCUCCGUGACACCAUUUUCGAACUAGAAUCUGAUAAGAAGAGGCUAGAAACCCAGAAUAUGCAUAUAAAGAGUUUAUGUGAGACUGAAAUUAAUAAAAGGAAGAAGAUUGAAAUGGAAAAGAGCUCCAUGGAAAGACAAAUAGAUCUUAUCAAGAAGGUACUUUUGGCUGAUGGGAAUACAAUGGAUAAUCAAACAAAAGAGAUGUUGCUUAGUGCUACUUGUAAACUACAGAAUCCUGGCCACAGGUCAGCAGUUGCUGAUAAUAAUGCCUCUGAUGCAUUAUCACUGCUGACUUGGAAUCUGAACAUGAACUCUGCUAGAUACUUAGAAACUAUUGAAGAAUCUGUUGGAUCUCUUUUGUCACUUUCUGAUUAUGAUGGAACAGAUGAUGAUUUAGACAACACUAAUCGUAGAAAACGCAGAUCUAAAGGUAAAAGAAGAAGUGCUGAAAAUCGAGGAUCUUCCAAAAGAAAAAAAUCUACGGAAAAUACCAUAGGUGGAUUGCAAGAAGAUGAUUUUCCUUUGGAAAACAAAAAAAUUUCAAAAGAAACUGCAGAGAAGUUUCGAAGCAAUAGUGAUCCAACAACCAAGACUCCAGAUAUGCAAAUUCGGCCUACAUAUAAAUGUGAUUCAGAAGACAUCAGGAAUCAUGCUUAUGAACUUAGAAGAUCUAAUACAGGGAACUUAUCUGGCAGCACACCUGUUGGCCGUUAUAGUACUGGUGGCAAACUCAGUCGUACUCAUGCUUUUUGCUCCAAAACUGUCAUAAGAGCUGAAAAAUGUCAUCCUUGUGGCCGUAUAAUCAAGUUUUGCAAACAGGCUCUGAAAUGUCAAGAUUGUAGAGUAACGUGCCAUCCAGAAUGUAAAGAUCAAUGUCCCUUACCUUGUAUUCCUACCGUAAAUACACCAACCAAAGGCAAUAUGGGUACUAUAGCUGACUAUACAUCAUCAACAGCACCUAUGAUACCUUCUCUUAUUGUUCAUUGUGUCAAUGAAAUUGAAUCCAGAGGUUUCAAAGAAAUUGGUUUAUACCGUAUAUCAGGAAGUGAGCGAGAAGUGAAAGAGCUAAAAAAAAACUUUUUAAGUGGAAAGAGCAUUCCAAAUAUUAAUCAGGCUGAUAUCCAUGCUGUGUGUGGAACAGUAAAAGAAUUUCUUAGAUCUUUAAGUGAACCUUUAAUACCAAGAUCUACAUGGCAAACGUUUGUUGAAGCAGCAGAAAUAAAGGAUGAUACUAUCAGUUUAAAUGCUUUAUACAAUGCUGUGUGUGAUCUGCCUCAGCCAAACAAAGAUACGCUUGCAUUUCUUGUAUUACACUUGCAAAGAGUUGCAGAAAGCCCUGAAUGCAAAAUGCCACUGGAGAAUAUAGCCAAAAUUUUUGGCCCCACUAUAGUGGGAUAUUCAACAGCUGAACCUGCAGCUGAUUGUAAUAUGUUAACAGAAACAACAUAUCAGGUCAAGGUAAUGCACCGUCUUUUGAUAAUACCAGCUGAUUCAUGGCGAAAUUUGUUGAAUGUAGAUCAAGAUGUUUUUACUCCUACCCCAAAGUCACCAGAGCCCAUUCCAGCACCAUCCAUAGUAGUAAGAGGAGGCAGGCUUGGUCCUAUUUACUAUCCAUCUAGUCAAAAUUCCAGAAAUGUCCAAGUUGGAAGAACACCUCUUACACCAAGGAAUACAAGACAUGGUUCCAGUUCCAAAUCUGGGAAAAGGCAGUUUUUUUCAUCUCCUUUACUUAAAUAACUUCUGUGGAAUUAACAUAGAUUGUUAGACAACUGAUGUGUACUGAAGGUGCAUGAAGUUUAUCAUUUCCAUGGGUUUUGUAAAAAAAUGAUUGUAUAUCUAUUAUUUUUACAUAUAUAUUUUUACAUACAUAUAUGCCUCAAUAUUAAUGGUCCAAAAGUAAUUUAUCUAAGCUCGCAAAAAAAAUUGUAUUUUUUAACAAAUGUAAUUUUUAAAUAAAAGCUUAUUGUAUAUGUGUA
Molecule: messenger RNA, 2391 nt
Organism: Stegodyphus dumicola
Lineage: Eukaryota; Metazoa; Arthropoda; Arachnida; Araneae; Eresidae
Product: rac GTPase-activating protein 1-like
Biological process (GO): Rho protein signal transduction; mitotic cytokinesis; mitotic spindle midzone assembly
Cellular component (GO): midbody; nucleus; centralspindlin complex
Molecular function (GO): GTPase activator activity
Source: RefSeq, a predicted model, not a curated record